GGAGAACGCCGAUCCAAAGGUUACACUGACAGCAAGUGCUGGGUGACUCCCAACUCAAGCUCAAGCUCUAGUGCGGGCCGGGCAGCGGUCGUGAUUCGUGACUCGGUAGUCACUCUUGACAGGUAGAAUUUGAAGGGGGCCAUCAUGAAUGUCUGGCAGAUAUUCACAACUGGAUUGUUACUGCUGAGUGCUUGUGCAGCCUCAGAACAGUGCACAAAUUCAGAGAAUGGAGCAGCCAAGGCUGGUGACUCCUGUGGAUGUGGUGCUACCAGUAGAAAGACAUCAACAGCUUCAGCGGAUUCAAUCAAAACCUCCUCAAUGGAAGUUGAAAACAAUGAAGAAUCUCCAAGUUAUAAGUAUGGUGAAGAGGCUAAUGCAAAUCAAGGUCUACCUCGCACUAAUCAAAUGGUUCAUAUUCCUGGAGGCAAGUUUGUGAUGGGCACAAAUGAUCCGGUGUUUACAGCUGAUGGGGAGCAGCCAGCAAGAUGGGUGGAAAUAGAUGGUUUCUAUAUGGAUGUUUAUGAAGUUUCAAAUGCAGAAUUUCAGUUGUUUGUGCUUGCAAAUGACUAUGUUACAGAGGCAGAAAAGUUUGGUGAUUCAUUUGUCCUUGAUGGAGAAUUAUCAGAAGAUGUCAGAUCCACUCUUCAGAAUGCUGUUGCUGCUGCUCCUUGGUGGGUUCCAGUCAGGGGGGCUGACUGGAGGCAUCCUGAGGGACCAGACUCAAACAUUUCUGAACGGAUGGAUCACCCUGUUGUGCAUGUGUCAUGGAACGAUGCUGUUUCUUACUGCAAAUGGAUGAAAAAGCGCCUUCCUACAGAAGCUGAGUGGGAGCGUGCAUGUCGGGCUGGAAAGCAAGAUAGAUUAUAUCCUUGGGGGAAUAAGUUUACUCCAAAUGAAAAACACAGAGCAAACACUUGGCAAGGAAAUUUCCCUACUACAAACACAGGGGAAGAUGGUUAUCUUGGCCGUUGUCCAGUCACUGCCUUCCCAUUCAAUGGCUAUGGCCUGCACAACAUAAUAGGCAAUGUUUGGGAGUGGACAGCUGAUUGGUGGCGUGUGAAUCACUCUCCAAGCUUGCAGAAGAAUCCAGUGGGACCACAAACUGGAAGUGACAAGGUGAAGAAGGGUGGCUCUUACAUGUGUACAAAGGAAUACUGCUACAGGUACAGAUGUGCUGCCAGAAGCCAGAACACUCCCGACAGUUCUGCUGGCAAUUUGGGAUUUCGAUGUGCUGCUUCUAGUCUUCCUGAAUAUCUUUAUGAUAAAGAAUAAAGGGAACAUUAAAUACAAUAUACAAUACAGUAUCCGGUCAUGUCAUCCGAGGGGGCCCAGUGUGGGGGAGCAGGGGUGAUGACGUCAUCCACGCCACACCUCCUCGCCACUCACACUACCGACUUUAACUUGAUCACCCUUGGAGCCUGUUAUCUCUUCCCCCGCCCUUUUUUUUUUUAACUGCAUUACAUAUUACUUACAUGCAUUACUAAUUAGAUGAAUAAAUGAAAUAUUAAAGGGUCUAUUGUAAGCACAAAUAUAUUCAUAAUAACCAUGGCAAACUCUUAAAGCCUGCUACCAGCGGCAAACCAUGCAGCAACUGAUAAAGGGCACAGAUGGGCCUGGCAAGCCCACUAUCGGAGAAUGGUGAAAGUCGUAUAACAUCAAGCACGCCUUAGAUAACAUCAAGUCAUCUUGGGACA
Molecule: messenger RNA, 1694 nt
Organism: Portunus trituberculatus (swimming crab)
Lineage: Eukaryota; Metazoa; Arthropoda; Malacostraca; Decapoda; Portunidae
Product: formylglycine-generating enzyme-like
Exons: 8
Coding region: 145-1272 (375 amino acids)
Cellular component (GO): endoplasmic reticulum
Source: RefSeq, a predicted model, not a curated record